Manis javanica (Malayan pangolin) is the source of this 3222-nucleotide messenger RNA. NCBI's taxonomy places the organism in Eukaryota, Metazoa, Chordata, Mammalia, Pholidota, Manidae. The record is from RefSeq and is a predicted model, not a curated record.
AUGUCCCCUGAGAGCUCCCGCUGGGUCCUGCUGACAAACCCUGGUCCCAGCGUGGCCACAGACCCACCCCUGCCCCCUUCCAGCCUGCUGUCCCGGCUCUUCCCGCUGGGUGUGCAGCCCAGCAGUAUGAUCCAGGGCGCCUCGGAGCCUGCCGGCCCUGGCUGGGCCUGGGGCUGGGGUGGGGACGGUGACGGCGACGGCGACGGGGAUGGCGCUGGGCUGGCCCUGCUGGCACUGGCUGUGGUGGCUGUCACUGCCCUGGUCUUGCACUGGCUUGGCUCUGGGCAGGAGCAGGAGGCGGCAGGACUGGCACCCAUAGCCCCCGGACAGGCAGGAGGAGCUGGGCCAGCCCUGCCCCCAAAGGCCAAGGUCAGUGGUGGCAUCAAGGGACACAGCUCAGGGCUGGGGAAGCCAGACCCUCCGGGAUGCAGCCAGGGGGGCCCAAUGGCAGCCGGGGCCCAGCAUCUGGAGCCCCCAAGAGGUAGAGGUCUGGCUGCUACAGUCACAUCUCGGCUCAAGACACCUGGCAGGGUGGCCGGGGGCCAGGGGUUGGGGCAGCAGCAUGAUAGUGCUGCCCCGGAAACCCUCCGGGCUAAGGGAAGGGGUACCCUCCUGGGUAGGAGCCAAGCAGGGGGUAUAUCUGCCCCUCUCUUGAUACACUUCACGCCUCGGAGUCCCGGCAGAGAAAUAGAGGAGCGGGUGGAGGCAGGAGAGCUCCGAGCAAAGGUGCCAGGUGACCAGGCCCCGGUCCAUGCCAAGGAACAGGACACCACCCCCUGGCACCAAGGUGUGAGGUCACCUGGCUCCCUGGGGAGAGGCCCAGGCAGCCAACGGAGGCAGGUGGGCAACAGCUCAGGAGAUAGAACCUACCACUCCCCGAAGCAGGACCCCCUGCGCCUGGGCACUGUGGUGAGCGUGUGGGACACUGUGGAUGCAGCCAGCAGCCUCUCCACGGGCGUCCAGAGGCCCCCCUCCCCCCAGGUGCUGCCCCCAUCACACAUGCUGGCUGGGCCGCUGAUGGAUGGCUCAGAGCGGGGCAGUGGGAAGGAGAGCCCCCAGCCAGCCCCAGUCCUGAUUAUGGGCUCAGGGGCUGAAGCUGGUGAGAGCAGAGAGGCUGGGCCCUGGGCCCCCCCGGAGUCUAAGGGAUCCCCAGCCCCCAUGGAAGACUCUUUGCCCUUCAGAGUUAGCCAGGGUCCUGCUGGGGAUGACUGUCUCAAAGACGUGCCAGCUCUGACCGCAGCCCCAGCCCCAGCCCCUGACCCAUCUCCAGCUUCUGCCCCAGUUACAGCCCCCGCCCCCACUAGCGGGCCAGGGCUUACAUCUCACGAGCCCAGUGGGGCUCUCUUCGAGGGUAAGCAGGGAGGGCAGAUCUCAACUAGCUGGGAAAACCUUAUUUCCAUGGUUCUUAGGAGUCACCCCUUCCCCAGGCAAGAGGGCCCCCAGGGGAGGGCCCCAAGCACAGCUCCAGGGAGCCCUAGAGACCCCAGCACCUUCGCGCUCUCUGAAAACAGAGAGUCUGGUGCUCUGCCUGAAGGGGCUGUGUUCAGCCUCAAGGACAGUCACAGCUCGGCCAGAAUGGUCCCGGGGACAGGCACGGGGGGCCUGGCUGAGGCUGGAUGUCAGCCACAGCAGAAGAAGACCCCCAGCGCUUCCACCCCAGGCCUGCCCACAGGCCCAAGAGGAGACGGAGACGAGGACAGACAUCCGGCCUUCCUGCUGCUCCGAGCUGCCAUGCCCAGGGCCCCGUCACUGCCCGCUGAGCCCGCGCAGCCUGGCCCUGCACCCUCCCCGACUGCGAGGCCGGAGGUGCAGCCUGUCCCCCGGCCACGGAAGCACAGCCUGUGCAGAAUAGCCGAGAACUCUGAGUGGGAGGUCAGCCAGGCUGCCCCAAGGCAGCACCAGGGGGAGACAACAGCCGAGAGGCCCAGCUCUGCAGGCAGCCGGGGGGAUCUCACGGAGAAGCAGAAAGAGACCCAACAACUCAUGGUGUUUCUGCAGAGGCCCCGGAGCUGGGGAGUGGUGGCGGGGCCCCGCAAGCCCAGCCCCACAGGCCAGGAGACGGCUCCAGGAGUCGCUCUGCAGCGGCGGCUGGACCUGAGCAGCUGCCUGGACAUUCUGGCCUUUGCCCGGCAGCACGGGGAGCCCUGCCUGGCCCAGAAGGCCUGUGCGCUGAUGAGUGACAAUCUGCUGCGCGUGCUGGGAGACCCGAGCCUCUACCGGCAGCUGAGUGGGGCUGACCGGGAGCGCAUCCUGAGCCUUCGGACCGGCCGGGGCCAGGCGGUGCUGGGGGUCCUGGUGCUGCCCAGCCUUUACCAGAUGAACCGCUCCGGGCCCACAGGGGGCGCUCCUGGGGAGGGGGCUCCUGUGGCGGGGCCUGCACCCCUACCUCCUCGCUCACACGUGCACGUGUUCAACCCCCGAGAGAACACAUGGCAGCACCUGACUGAGGUGCCCGAGGAGGCUCCGCUGCGGGGCUGUGGCCUCUGCACCAUGCACAACUACCUGUUCCUGGCGGGGGGCGUCCGGGGCUCUGGUGCCAAGGCCACCUGCUCCAAUGAGGUCUUCUGCUACAACCCUCUGACUAACAUCUGGAGCCAGAUGCGGCCCAUGCAGCAGGCCCGCGCCCAGCUUAAACUGGUGGCCCUGGACGGGUUGCUCUACGCCAUCGGGGGCGAGUGCCUAUACAGCAUGGAGCGCUAUGACCCGCGUACAGAUGCCUGGACCUCACGCGCACCCCUCCCUGCAGGCACCUUCCCUGUGGCACACGAAGCUGUGGCCUGCCGUGGGGACAUCUAUGUCACCGGGGGCCACCUCUUCUGCCGCUUGCUCAGGUACAGCCCUGUGAAGGACACAUGGGAUGAAUGCACCUACAGUGCCAGCCACCGGCGCUCCAGUGACAUGGUGGCACUGGGGGGCUUCCUGUACCGCUUCGACCUGCUGCGGGGUGUGGGUGCCGCAGUGAUGCGCUACAACACGGUGACUGGGUCCUGGAGCCGAGCCGCCCCCCUUCCACUGCCCGACCCAGCCCCACUCCGCUGCGCCGUGUUGGAUGACACCAUUUACUGCCUCAGCCACCAGGUCACCGCCACCCUCACGGUCUCUGAGGGGACUGCUCAGUUCCAGGCCAAGGGGCUGCAGCCCUUUCCCCUGGGGAACAAGGGAGUCCUCUGCCCGUUCAUCCUGACACUGCCCCCCGCAGACCCGGUUCAGACUGCCAUCUGA